Dovyalis caffra is the source of this 168-nucleotide messenger RNA. The record is from the annotation of a GenBank genome assembly. Lineage: Eukaryota; Viridiplantae; Streptophyta; Magnoliopsida; Malpighiales; Salicaceae.
CCUCUUCACCAUCUCUGCGAAGAGGAACCAUAUCUUCUCAUCCUUCUUUUGAAUGCCUCUAGAAGAGAUUUAAAGCCUCGAAUGUUUCCUACUCCUCGGCUUUCCACUUAUGGAGAACUUUGCCAUACAUUUAAAACAAAACCUAUAAAAGUAGCAAGAAGAAGUUAA